Chiloscyllium plagiosum (whitespotted bambooshark) is the source of this 5596-nucleotide messenger RNA. The record is from RefSeq and is a predicted model, not a curated record. NCBI's taxonomy places the organism in Eukaryota, Metazoa, Chordata, Chondrichthyes, Orectolobiformes, Hemiscylliidae.
CGGAGGCGCCCGGCGAUGGCCCGGAGUUGGCAGCGGGGUGCCCGGGGCUGGCGGAGGGACCCUGCCAGAGCCACUGCCCAACCCCGUGCCUGGUGAACCUGCAAGCGCCGUGAGUCCCCUUUCCGACAGAGUGGACACCGCACGCCAAUGGAGCGCUGGAGUUUCCGCAGAUGUGUCCCACAGCUCGCCCCAUCCACCGCCCUGUGGUCACUGCUGCUGCACCUCUUCCUGCGAGGAAUUCAGGCGGGUCACAUUGACUACACUGGUCCUUGUUAUGGACGGGAUUGUUCGGUCUGCCAGUGUUUCCCAGCUAAAGGAGCCCAGGGUCAGCCAGGCUUACUAGGAAGACAAGGUCCAACAGGUUCCCCUGGACUUCAAGGCCCACAAGGUCCACCGGGAGAGAAAGGACAAAAGGGAGAUCGCGGCCUGCCUGGAUUUCCUGGAAUUAAAGGAGAUGGAGGCGCUACUGGUGUUCCUGGCUUUCUAGGAUUAGACGGCAUUCCGGGUUUUCCAGGGCUGCAAGGCCCAAGGGGGCCUCCUGGAUUGGAUGGUUGUAAUGGAACUCGAGGAGACCCUGGCCUUCCAGGGAGUGCAGGAUAUCCAGGAAGACCUGGCUUGCCGGGAAUACCAGGACCAAAGGGCUCAAAAGGAGAUUCUCUAAUGUUUACCUUCCCUUUGAUGGGUCCCCCGGGAGACCCAGGAUCCCAAGGCCCCAGUGGCUUUCCUGGUGUUCCAGGAGCCUCUGGUCUUCCAGGUAUUGCAGGACCGAGAGGCCGACCGGGUUUUCCAGGACCUCCUGGUUUACAAGGGUUACAAGGUGACCAGGGCAUUGGAUAUCCAGGUCAAAAAGGCGAGAAGGGUGAACAAGGUGACCCAGGACAUAUUGAACUAAUCGAGCCUCAGGAAGAAAUUUUCUUCAAAGGAGAUCAGGGCGAGAAAGGCCCUCAAGGGCCACUUGGAUUUCCUGGAUUCCCUGGGCCUUCAGUUUUCCCCACAUUUCCGGGUGAAAAGGGGGAAAAGGGUAUUAUUGGCUUUCCUGGUGAUCGGGGUGAUAGAGGUGACCCAGGACCUCGUGGACUCCCAGGAACUCUGCUCAUAUCCUGUGACUCUCAGAAAGGAGAUGCAGGUAGACGAGGUUUACAGGGCAGUAUCGGUGAACAGGGGCUGCCAGGACCCCCGGGUCAACCAGGCAGGCCAGGUACAAUCGGAUCAGGUUUACCAGGUCUUCCAGGGUUUCCGGGUCUUGAUGGUCCUAAAGGACAGAAAGGACAGAAAGGCAGCGACGACUGUCCAUUACCCAGAACCAUCCCAGGUCCUCGAGGGCUGAUGGGUUCAGCAGGUCCUCCAGGUCUCCCAGGUCUGAAAGGCAGCCCAGGUUUCAUUUGUGAAACAACGGGACCUCCAGGGUUACCAGGUCCAAAAGGUAACGAAGGAGCUCCAGGUCCAAAAGGAAUCCAUGGUUUAAAAGGAGAUCCAGGAGACUGUGCCUGCAUGCCGGGUUUGACAGGAGACCCAGGACCUCCAGGUAGGCCAGGCAUUCCCGGAAAUCCUGGAAAUUCAGGAAGAAAGGGAGAACAGGGUGACCGUGGACCACCAGGAUCAGCAGGAUUGCCAGGACUUCCGGGACCUCCUGGAAGGCAAGGCACCCCUGGUGCAAAGGGACAGAGAGGAAUACCAUCACAGAUUGCAAAGAAAGGAGAGAAAGGAAAUCAAGGUGAUCCAGGACUGCCAGGUCCCGUUGGAAGACCAGGAGAACCCGGUCAACCUGGAAUUCUGGGAGCUAUGGGCCAGCUGGGAAUCCCACUUCUCAGAUAUUUAUCCAAACUACCACAAGCUGCUGUGGCUGCAGUACACACUCACUCCAGAAUGCACUGCAAAACAUCACCAUAUUUACUUCCUGAGCAGUUCCAGUCUCUGCCACUGACACCACCGAAAGGACCAGAGCAUCAUCAUGAAGGUGAUUCUUCGUGUCCAAGUGUCCAAGGGUCACAUGGUCCAAAGGGAUUUCCAGGGAUGCCAGGGCCGAAAGGUUUACCGGGAAAUCCUGGCAGACCGGGGAAUAUCGGCUUCGAUGGGCUCAAAGGCCUAAAAGGUGAAGCAGGGAUUCGGUCGUUUGCUGGAGCACAAGGUUUGCAAGGUUUUACUGGUGACCCCGGUCCUCAAGGACCUCCUGGACGAACAGAAAAUGGAGCACAAGGUUUUCCAGGUACGCUUGGUAUUCAGGGAGAAAAAGGUCCACCUGGUGACUCAUACGAUGGUCCUCCAGGGACCCCUGGAUCUCUCGGAAGAAGAGGAUCAUCAGGUGCAGUUGGAGAUACUGGAGGUCCAGGGCCACCAGGAAGGCAAGGGCGUGAUGGAGUUCCAGGAUUUCCUGGACUUAAAGGGCUCCAAGGCAAUCCAGGCCUAGUUGGACAGGCCGGGCCUCCUGGCCCACCCGGUUUCCCUGCAGAGAAAGGCGAGCCAGGCCCCAUUGGGCAGCCUGGGCCUCCCGGGAUACGUGGACCCUCAGGCCCAUGUCUGAAAGGGUUACCAGGAAAUCCCGGACCUUUAGGCCCAUCAGGGAUGAAGGGUCUUAAAGGAAUUCCUGGAAAUCUGGGAAUGCCGGGUUCAAUUGGCAUGCAAGGCCAACCAGGUCCGAUGGGCACCAAUGGGAUCCCUGGCUUUCUUGGUCCAGCUGGCAACAAAGGGAGCCAAGGCCUUCAGGGAUAUCCAGGAGCAACAGGUCCACGUGGAUUUCCAGGAAUUCCUGGACCACCAGGACAACCAGGGAAUGAUGGAAUAAGAGGCACUGAUGGUGACCUUGGAUUAAGAGGAAGAAAAGGAGAAGGAGGGGAUCCAGGAGAAAAGUCAUGGCCCCGAAUCAUUUAUGAAAAAGGCACUCGAGGAAUAUUGGGUGUUCCUGGUCAAAGUGGAUUUACAGGCUCAAGAGGUGAAAAGGGGCUUCCUGGGAACCCAGGUAUCCCUGGAUUGCCUGGCAGGCUUGGUUUUCCAGGCUCCGAGAAAGGUUUUCGUGGGAUGAGGGGACCAUCGGGUCUUUGUGGACAGCAAGGGCCAAUGGGACAAAAAGGUGGAAGAGGCAUUGUUGGAUUUCCAGGAAUGAAGGGGGACAAGGGUGACAGAGGACAACCAGGGUCACCUGGACCUGAAGGAACAUCUGGUUGUAAAGGACAAAAAGGUGAUAUUGGUGACUCUAUUAGUUUGAACGGAUUGCCUGGAAUCAAAGGGCAGACUGGUGACACUGGAGAACCAGGUGUCGAUGGUUUCCCAGGUGAAACUGGUUCUCCUGGUAUCGAUGGAAGGCCGGGUGCCCCUGGGUGCAAAGGGGUCGGUGGUGAUCUGGGUACUCCAGGUUUCCCAGGAUACCAAGGACCUCCCGGAGAUCCAGGAAACCCAGGGCCAACAGGAUUGCCUGGAAUCCAAGGACAACCAGGAUCUGCGAGACCGCCUGGCCCACCUGGUCCCAAAGGUCAACCUGGAGCACCUGGUCUACAUGGUCUCAAUGGUUUGCCAGGACAGAAAGGAUCUCCUGGACCUCCAGGACCAAGUGAAAGAGGGUCCCCUGGAUCACCAGGAUCAAUGGGGCUGAAAGGUGAAAAGGGCUCUCCAGGGCCUCCAGGAAGCUCCAGUCGGUGCCCAGAGGGUAGGAAAGGACCUCAAGGACCUGAAGGCCCCCCAGGUGUACGUGGGCCACCGGGACCUCCAGGUAAAAGAGGACCAUCUUGUGAUGUUCAAUCAACUGGACCACCAGGAGAUGAAGGACCACCGGGUUUUGAUGGCCCACCAGGUCCUUCUGGUUUCCCCGGUGACCCAGGGCUGCCUUCCUUACCGUUUCCAGGGGAUCCUGGUGAUCCAGGCCGACCGGGUCAACCUGGUGCUCGAGGUCCACCUGGAGAGCAGGGGCCAUGUGGCCACCACGGUCUUCCAGGGCCACCAGGUCCAAAAGGUGUAAUGGGUGACCAGGGCUUCGCUGGUUUCCCUGGGAUUGAUGGACCACCAGGACUUCCAGGUGAUCGAGGUGACCGUGGCUGUGUUGGUGCACCAGGAUCUCAAGGUGAUCCAGGCUCACCUGGUGCAAUCAUUACAGAUGGUGAAAUGGAUAAAAGUAAUCUUCAAGGAGACCCAGGGGCCCCAGGACCCAGUGGCUUUCCAGGACCACCAGGAUCAACUGGAGCUACUGGCCCCCGUGGCCCUCCUGGGAAACCAGGUCCACCAGGAAGCCCAGGAAUAUGUCCUCCAUUCUCGGCUGGGUUCUUGAUCGUGGUCCACAGUCAGUCACAGGAGGUACCUACAUGUCCUCAAAACAUGCCUCGCCUUUGGCAAGGAUAUAGCUUGAUUUAUCUGGAGAGCCAAGAGAAACCUCACAAUCAGGAUCUUGGUCUAGCUGGCUCUUGUCUGCCAAUGUUCAGUACUAUGCCAUUUGCAUAUUGCAGCAUUGAUGAAGUUUGUCACUAUGCUACUAGAAAUGACAAAUCCUAUUGGCUGUCUACCACUGCCCCUAUCCCCAUGAUGCCACUUGUCGAACGAGAGGUCGAAGCCUAUAUCAGCAGGUGCUCUGUCUGUGAAGCUCCUUCAGUCGCUGUGGCUGUACACAGCCAGGACCACACCAUUCCCUCCUGCCCUUCAGGGUGGCUCAGCCUUUGGACUGGAUACUCGUUUUUGAUGCACACAGGAGCUGGUGCCACAGGAGGAGGUCAGACCCUGGCAUCACCUGGGAGCUGUCUGGAGGAUUUCCGCUCGACACCGUUCAUCGAGUGUCAGGGGGCUCGGGGCACUUGCCAUUACUUUACUGAUAAAUACAGCUUCUGGCUGACAACUGUGCAAUCAAGCCACCAGUUUGUAUUAAAUACUCCUUCAGAAACUCUGAAAGCAGAACAAUUACAAAGACAACGAGUCAGUAGGUGUCAGGUUUGCCUGAAGCAAUAAAUCAUGUGACCUGCAUUGAAAGAAGGAAAGCACAUGGUAAGACUUUUUAACCAAAGGAUGAAGUCAGUGCAGGCCCGAAUGGUUAAUGGUGCUCAUUUAAUUUCUCUCUCUAAGCAGACCUUCAAUUUCAACUGUUUAUAAAAAGUAUAUCAGGAGAAUGUAAAAGGCAUACUGGCAUGAGCAUGCUUACAAUAAUCAAUAUAUUCAAAAGUGAAAUGUAAGGAGACUCGAUUUUAUAUGAAAUGUACAGCAACUUAAUUGACAUUGUUGGUGCAAUUUAACUUAUAGAUCUGUAAAAUUUUUUUUUAAAAGUUGAAAUAUUUUUGUCACCUGGUCUGAGCAAAAAGUUGUAAAAUUAAGAGGGUGAAAAACUGCUCAUUCAUAGUCAGAGCUUUUUAAAGUGGUCUGUAAAAAAACAAACUAUAUUAUUAUAGCAAGCAAACUCCUUGUUAAAAACUCAGGCAUGUUCCAAGCGGGGACUGUGCAAAAGCAUCUGAAAUCUGGAGGGGGUUUCAGCACAUUGGCUUGUGACAUUUCAACAGGGCAACCUCACUGUGACAUCACUUUUAGGUUUGAUACAGUGAGCCAGUGGGUGUGUCCCAGACUCUUGAAGAAGAUGAGGUCUGCAGUUGCUGGACAUCAGAGUCGAGAGUAUGUUGCUGGAAUAGCACAG